AUGUCAGAUGAGACACCAAAAAACGUCAGUUUAUCACAAGACGACUUCUCUUUCGAGGGUGUCAAGAUGGAAGACUUGAGUGAAGCUUUUUGCAAAAGCUUUUUCGAGACGAAUGAUAGUAUGACUGAGGAUCUCGUAGAACAAUUUAUCAUCAAACGAUUCAGAAGUUAUCCUCGAGAGAAGAGAACUCGGCGAAAGGCAAUCACUGAUAUCAAUAGGAAAGGAUCACCAAGCGCCAGUGGAGGCAAUGGGCCGUGUCGUGUUGAUAGUUCCUUAUUGGUACUUACCAAAAAGUUUAUGCAGCUACAACCUUCGGCGAAUGAGAAAGGAUUGUUGAAUUUGAAUGAGGCAGCUGAAAAGCUUGGUGUGCAGAAACGUCGUCUUUACGAUAUAACGAACGUACUCGAGGGUAUCAACAUGAUCGAAAAGAUGGGCAAAAACAGCAUUAGAUGGAAGACGAACGAAGAUUUUGGUUCUCGAGGCGUUGAGGCACAAAGACUUCGUGACGAGAAUCAAGAGCUGGAGAAGCAUGAAGCGGAACUUGAUUUUCUUCUCAACGAUGUUUCAAAUGCGCUCAGAUUAGCGAAAGAGGACCCCACCGAUAAACCAUAUUAUUACGUUAGCUACACUGAUCUUCGAUCAUUGCCCCACAUGCAACAACAAACCCUAAUUGCCAUCAAAGCACCAACCGACUCUUUUUCAUCGAUCGAAGUCACAGAUCCUGUUGAAACUGGCAAAUUUGAAAUAUUGGUUCGUAACGAGAACGGUGGACAGCUUCAAGCGUUUCUUUGUCCUGAUGCAGAUGCUUAUAGAGCAUCAAAUUUAUCUGAUGAUCCCAUGACAACUGAUAUCACACCUGGAUCAAGCGCACAGCAGAAUGCAGCAUGGCAAGAAGCAUCUCGAUGCAACAGUGAUCAGUUACAAUUGCCUACCGGUUCAAAUACAACAACCGAUUCAGGAAUGGACACUUUGGAAACGCCCUCGAAGGUGUGCAUUCCACACUCAGCUACACUGCCUAUUUGGUCAAGUGCUUCCGCAUUUCCAUCGCCGCUCAAAGUGGUCACGGAUGGUAUUCCACAGCAAUGUGGAAUCAGUUCAAAUUCGUCUAUGUCAGAAACAACGAACGCUUUGUUGAGCUUGGAUCCAGUUCCAGACCAAGAACCGUACAUAUUUUCGUUGCAAGGUAACGAAGGGAUGAAUCAGCUGUACAACUGGUGA
Molecule: messenger RNA, 1218 nt
Organism: Anisakis simplex (herring worm)
Lineage: Eukaryota; Metazoa; Nematoda; Chromadorea; Rhabditida; Anisakidae
Source: the annotation of a GenBank genome assembly